Molecule: messenger RNA, 1096 nt
Organism: Pelmatolapia mariae (spotted tilapia)
Lineage: Eukaryota; Metazoa; Chordata; Actinopteri; Cichliformes; Cichlidae
Product: B2 bradykinin receptor-like
Exons: 2
Coding region: 41-1096 (351 amino acids)
Biological process (GO): positive regulation of cytosolic calcium ion concentration; calcium-mediated signaling; cell chemotaxis
Cellular component (GO): membrane; external side of plasma membrane
Molecular function (GO): C-C chemokine receptor activity; C-C chemokine binding; bradykinin receptor activity
Source: RefSeq, a predicted model, not a curated record
UGUUAACAGUGCAGCAGGACAUCUGAACAUACUUAGGAAAAUGACUCUUAGACCUACAAGCAUCCCAGACUACAGCAGCACUAUAUCAUAUGGAAACAAUAACAACACCAAUGAGACUCAUUGUCCAGAUCACGAACUAUGGGAGUGGCUCACUGCACACCAACCAGUGUAUAUUCUGCUCAUCACCGUGCUGGGAAUUAUGCUUAACAUGUUCGUUCUGACUGUCUUCUGCUUCCACAAGAAGGCGUGCACCAUAGCUGAAAUCUAUUUGAGCAACCUGGCUGCUGCUGACCUAGUCCUGGUGUCCUGUUUGCCCUUCUGGGCCGUCAACAUGCUCAAUGAUUUUAAAUGGCCUUUUGGUCAUUUCAUGUGCAAAGUUAUCAAUGUGGGAAUUAAGAUGAAUGCCUACUGCAGCAUAUACUUUCUUGUUCUGGUUAGCAUCGAUCGCUAUGUGGCGCUGGUACAUGCGAUGUCACAUGGAAGAAUGCGUAGUCCAAAAUAUGCUAAACUAGGGUGUCUGCUGACAUGGGGUUUUGGCUUGCUUCUGAGUAUACCCGUGUUCAUCUUCAGGGAAGUGGGAUAUUUCCCUGAAUAUGGUACUGUGUGCUAUCUAAACUAUCCAAACCACAACGUACACGUUAUCUGUGAUGGGAUAUUGAUCAUUUUUAGCUUUGUUAUUCCCAUUUCAAUUAUCUCCUUUUGCACUUUUAAUAUUAUUCAGGCUUUGAAAUUGCAAGCAAUUGAGAGGUUCAAUGCUGAAAACACAGAACGAAAGGCCACCAUUUUGGUCCUGGCAGUCCUUGUAGCCUUCCUAAUUUGCUGGGUGCCAUUCCAUGUAACCACCAUAGUGGAUGUGCUUUUACGAGGUGGGAUACUGGAAGGCUGUCACUUUGAAAAUGCUGUGGACAUCAGCAUCCAGAUCUUCACCUACUUAGCCUUCUUGAACAGCAUUCUUAACCCGAUCCUAUACGUUAUUGUAGGAAAGAACUUCCGGAAAAAAGUCCGAGAACUCUUCCAGCAGUGGGGCCACCGGAAGAAAACGUCAUCUGACUCCACACGUUCAAACCUGUCCUCUACAUUGAAAACUUCUGUGUAA